Molecule: messenger RNA, 1731 nt
Organism: Halteromyces radiatus
Lineage: Eukaryota; Fungi; Mucoromycota; Mucoromycetes; Mucorales; Cunninghamellaceae
Product: transmembrane amino acid transporter protein-domain-containing protein
Exons: 6
Coding region: 68-1477 (469 amino acids)
Biological process (GO): amino acid transmembrane transport
Cellular component (GO): fungal-type vacuole membrane
Molecular function (GO): L-glutamate transmembrane transporter activity; L-arginine transmembrane transporter activity; L-serine transmembrane transporter activity
Source: RefSeq, a predicted model, not a curated record
CCUCCCUAAUUUUUUUUUUCUUUUUUUAUACUUUCUUAUUCAUCCGAAAAAAUAUCAACAUAUAGUGAUGACUCAUGCUGCUGUAUAUACUCCAGUAGAGAGUAUCGAUGAAAGUUCCAUUUUAUCGUCAGCAGGAGCAACAACGACUGAUGCCACUAGCUGGGAAGAUGACCAACGACCCCUUUUACCUCGAUCUACUGCUGGUUCCUCAUCUAUAUUUCUAAACGACAUUGAAGAUCCAGCUGACUUUUUGAUUCCUACUGCCACUCCUUUUAGUUGUGCUAUUAAUCUUGCCAAUACUAUUCUAGGUACAGGCAUGUUGGCUAUGCCUUCAGCAGUAGCGUCAGUUGGUUUGAUACCUGGUAUUCUUGUUAUCUUAUUAUCUGCCUUAGCUUCUUCCAUGGGUCUUUAUUUUUUAUCUUGUUGUGCUAGACAUACCGAUGGUCGAAAUGCUUCCUUUUUUGCUAUUUCCAAACUCACUUGGCCUAAAAUGGCGGUUCUAUUUGAUUUAGCUAUUGCUAUCAAAUGUUUUGGUGUAGCUAUUAGUUAUCUUAUUAUCAUUGGUGAUUUAAUGCCUCAGGUCGUAUUGUCUUUUGCUCAAGAUGCAAAAGAUACAGUUCUAUUAAUGGAUCGACGAUUUUGGAUCACUUUAUUCAUGGCUACAGCAGUAUUACCUCUUAGUUUCUUACGAAAAUUGGAUUCCUUGAAAUACACCAGUGUAGUGGCCUUAAUUGCCGUGAUUUAUUUAUGUGCUAUUGUCGUGGAACAUUAUUUUGCCAGUGAUUUUGUCCCUCCUCCAGAAGAAUCCGUUAAAAUGUUUGAUUGGUCCACCAAAUUCUUUAGUCAUUUACCUGUGUUUGUAUUUGCUUUUACUUGUCAUCAAAACAUUUUCUCGGUUUAUAAUGAACUUGCAGAUCAUAGUCAAAAAGCUGUGAAUCAAACGAUUGGUGUUUCUAUUGGAGCUUCCACCUUUAUCUAUGAAUUGAUUGCUAUAUUAGGUUACCUUAGUUUUGGUAAAGAUGUGAGUGGCAAUGUGAUCUCUGAAUAUCAUCAAAGUUUAUUUGUUGCUGGAGGUCGAUUAGCCAUUGUCAUUCUAGUAGUAUUUAGUUAUCCAUUACAAGCUCAUCCUUGUCGUGCUUCUCUGGAUAAAGUAUUGGCUUGGAGAACUCCUGAAGCACGUGGUUUAAAGGUACCUCCUCUUCCAUCACCCUUUAAAUAUUUUGCCAUGACUACUACCAUUUUGGUGACAAGUUAUUUAGUUGCCAUUACUGUAUCGAAAUUAGAUUUGGUACUUGCUUUUGUGGGUUCUACAGGAUCUACCACUAUUUCAUUUAUACUUCCAGGUUUAUUUUAUUUCAAAAUACAUGAAAAUGAUCCUUGGAAACCAGGAAAAGUGGCUGCUGUGGCACUGGCUGUUUACGGUAUUCUAGUCAUGGUGAUUUGUUUGACUUUCAAUGUCCUUCGUUUAGUGAAAUAGACUUGAUACAUCCCCACUUUUUAUUAUUUUCUUUAUUAUUGUUAUUAUUAUAUUUUACUAUACCCUUUUCCUCCUCCUCCUUUAUAUUAUUUGACAUGAUUCACCACCUCCCAUACAUAUACUUUGUAGAUUUUCGCCCUUUUAUUCAUCUUACAAUGAAUUUAUUUUUCUCCUCCUCCCCCCUUUAUAAACAACAAUAAAACAUUAUAUUUUUUUUUCUUUGUUCUUUUUUGUUGUUGUUUUUUUUUUCUUAU